This is a messenger RNA of Saccharomycodes ludwigii, 486 nucleotides long. It is a transcript of the gene IMG2, whose product is annotated as mitochondrial 54S ribosomal protein mL49. Gene Ontology annotation, biological process: translation. Gene Ontology annotation, cellular component: ribosome; mitochondrial large ribosomal subunit. NCBI's taxonomy places the organism in Eukaryota, Fungi, Ascomycota, Saccharomycetes, Saccharomycodales, Saccharomycodaceae. The record is from RefSeq and is a predicted model, not a curated record. Gene Ontology annotation, molecular function: structural constituent of ribosome. The transcript has a single exon. The coding region runs from base 1 to 486 and encodes 161 amino acids.
AUGCUUCGUCAGUCGUUAAAUUUAAGAACAGUUUUUAAUACUAAAAAUAUAGUAAGAUUACAUUCUACUACUACAAGUAAACCCUUGGCUUCAGACGAUCAUUCUGCUGCUGCAAAUAUUGAUGCAGUUGGGCAUGCCUCGAAGGAUUUAUUUUCAGAUCCAAUAAGUGAAUUUAAGGUUUUCCCUAAAAUUGAAGAUAUCUCUCCAUCAGAAUUGGUUGGUGGUACCAAAUUCGGUAAAAAAAACUAUUUGGUGGAAAGAUCAUCUACUGGUAACUUACCGGUUUAUACCGAAUACAAAUCUAUGAAAUGUUACACUGAAAUAAGAAAGAUAAGAGGCAAUCCGAUUCAGUUAAGAGACGAUUUACAAGAAAGAUUACCACAUAUUCCUAAAAAGCAAUUUAAAGUUAUUUUACAAUCCAAUAAGAUUUUGAUUGAGGGUAAUUAUGCAACUGAUAUUAAAAGCGUGUUAUCAACCACUUUUUAA